Molecule: messenger RNA, 569 nt
Organism: Sodiomyces alkalinus F11
Lineage: Eukaryota; Fungi; Ascomycota; Sordariomycetes; Glomerellales; Plectosphaerellaceae
Exons: 7
Coding region: 1-549 (182 amino acids)
Source: RefSeq, a predicted model, not a curated record
AUGCGGCUUCUUGCCCAAGGCCACAUGUUUCAUCGUCACAACCCCAUCCACACCGACUCUGCCCAGUUCGUCCAUUCAUCGACUCCCAAAAGCGGUAACAGUCGGUGUGCCGUGGUCAAACCCAACAAACCAUUGUCGUUCCUGCUCACGCCGAAUGGCCGAUGUGGGGCCGCUAUCUGGCAGUACAUACAGGACGCUAACAAGGUUCUUGCCGAUUCGACUAGCGGGUUCCCGGCUCGACAGGACACUGCCCAACGUGCGGGGCGAUCAUCCCCCUACCCUCUGACCCUUUUCAAAAGCAACAGCUCCACUACGGAGAGCCAAUACGGCGGUAACUCAUACGACGUAGUCACUUCCAAUAUGCAACCAAAAGAUCCCAGUCAAGUUGGCGUGGAAGACAAGGAAACGAAACGAACCCGAGAAGACAUUUCGUACCAAAAUUUGUCUCGGGGCCGCACCUACAUACGGAUAGAUGUAUCCGCGGAAACGCCCUAUUGCUCCCCGAUGGAUUGGCCACUUUCCGAACUCUGGGCCCACCUACGAAAGUAGAUUGGGUGGGGGUCGUCGGG